CACCCCUAGUUUUGGCCAUAAGGGUAGCGAUAUCUCAUUGAUUGCUUUCUCGAUUUCAGAGCACAAGAUCAUCAACUCUCGAUGUCUUAUUUUAAUAGUUUCCAUUAUGGGGAAGAAGUUAGAGUGAUAGGAGGAGAAUAUGAGGGGGCAGAAGGAAUUUUUCUAAAACCUAUGUUUGAAAUUUGGACAGAGGAGAGAAAAAUAAUCAUUGUGGAACCGCACUUUGUGGAUGGUUACGACAACACACCCAUGACACCUCCUAUAAGCGAGACCACCACUCUUACUCGGUCUCCACCUCUUGCGUCUUCCAUGAGCACAACUGGGGAAAAUAUAGUAAAUGUGGAAUCACACUUUUUGGCUGAUAAGUCUAGAAGAAGGCACAAGUAUGGGCGAUGUGGUAAGUACGUUCACCUUGAAAAGACAUUCAAGAAUCUUGCACCUCAAGGUUCAGAUCUAAGUAAAACAUCCACCUCUAAAAGGGGAUGUCGAAAGAAUAGAAAAUCUCGUGGUACCAGGGCAGUAUUAGGCUCUAUGUGAAAGAAGUUUGUGCAAAUAAUUGGUCCCUUUUAUAUGUUUUUUUUGUUCGUUAUGCUAUUUUUCUUUGAAAGACAAUGUCCAUUGAUUGUGUUUUGUGUGGUUUUUCUUUAUCAUUGAAUACGAGAACUUUGGUUUGACUAUUUCUUAAAGAAAGAUUUUGAUUUUUACC
Messenger RNA from Lactuca sativa (garden lettuce), 706 nucleotides. RefSeq lists its product as uncharacterized. NCBI's taxonomy places the organism in Eukaryota, Viridiplantae, Streptophyta, Magnoliopsida, Asterales, Asteraceae. The record is from RefSeq and is a predicted model, not a curated record.